AUGGACGCCUCCUCCCUCCGCAUCUCCAAGUUCGAUGGAACUAACUUCCACGCCUGGAAGUUCAAGAUGCAGAUGGUGCUGGAGGAACGGGACCUAUGGGAGGUCGUCAGCGGUGAGAUCAAGGCGGAACAGUGCGAGACUCAGUUGGACCAAGCGACGUACAAGAGGAAGUCAAGAAAGGCGAUGGCAGUGAUCUGUCUAGCCAUGGAAGAUUCCCAGCUACCGUUGGUCCGGUCGGCAAGUGGUGCAUGCGACGCAUGGUCAAGGUUGGAAGACCACUUCGAGAAGAAGAGUCUUGCCAACAAGCUGUUCUUGCGCCGUCGCUUCUUCACGACAAUGAUGGAAGAAGGCGACGAUGUGCUCGAACACAUCAACAAGCUCAAGACGCUGGCGGAACAGCUAGAAGCGGUGGGGGCUCCAGUCUGCGAGGACGAUCUGGUGAUCACACUCCUCGGCAGCCUGAGUGACUCGUAUCAAUUCUUGAUCACAGCUUUGGAGUCGCGCUCAGACACUCUUAGCUGGGAGCUCGUGACGUCUCGACUGCUUCAUGAAGAAAUGAAGCGGAAGGAGCAAGGAAGUAAAGGUGAUGAAGCUUCGCAAGGUCAAGCGUUCAUCACAAGGGACAAUCAGCGCAAAGGGCGACCAGUGAAGAAGUCCUGGCCGUGCCACAAUUGCGGAAAGAUUGGUCACUGGAUGGCGGAGUGCCCCUCGCGCAUCCAAGAAAACACGGAGAGACACCGGCCACAGCGUGCUCAAGACAGCGGCGACCGCUAUCGAUCACAACGUGCAAACGUCGCUCAAGAAGAAGACUCGGGCGACUACCUCUUUUCGAUCGGUGAAACGACAUCUGCGAAAUCGAGCGACAUCUGGCUGGUCGACUCCGGGGCGACGCAGCACAUGACGUGCUCCAAGAAGUUCAUGCGGAACUACAAGGGGUUUGACGCUGUGGAUGUCCAUCUCGCGGAUGAUGGAAUCGUCCAAGCAAUCGGCAGUGGGGACAUUGUCAUGUCGAUGAAGACACCCCAAGGGAUGAAGAAAAGUGUGCUCACAAACGUGUGGCACAUCCCAAAGUUAUCCAGAAACCUGUUCUCGGUCGGCCGCUUCACCAAGGAUGUCGGCCCAGUGACGUUCACGAAGGAUGGGUGCUAUGGAGAAGCGAAAGGGACCAAGUGGAAAAUUGGUGCCCGUGAAGGUAAAGGACUGUUCAAGCUGCAAAUGACUCCAGUGGCGCCGGAACAAGCAAAUGCAGCCAAGUCGUCGGGAUGUCAAGGGGGCACCAAGUCGUACCUCUGGCACCUUCGGCUUGGCCACAUAGGUCACGAUGGACUCAAUUGCAUCGUGACGAAGAACAUUGGAAUUGGCAUCGACAUAUCUUCGGUGAAGAAGUGGGACGUGUGUGAAGGUUGUGCUCUGGGAAAACAGACUCGAGUGCGCUUCCAAUCAAACACUACAGCUCGCACCUCCAAACUCCUCGAAGUGAUUCACAGCGACGUAUGCGGACCAAUGUCGAUGGCAACUUUCAGUGGAAAACAGUACUUCGUGACAUUCAUUGAUGACAAGUCAAGAUACUGUUGUUGA
This is a messenger RNA of Peronospora matthiolae, 1578 nucleotides long. Lineage: Eukaryota; Oomycota; Peronosporomycetes; Peronosporales; Peronosporaceae. The record is from the annotation of a GenBank genome assembly.